AUGGCCCUUGGGCCUGCAGGUGCCCCGAGCGACGGGGCCGUCGAGGGGAUCAACCCCCGCGGAACCCAUGCCCCAGCUGUGGAGAAAUGGGCCACCGGAGAAGGGACUGUCCCCGUUCUCGGAGGAGGAGGGGACAUGGACCCUCCAUGGUGGCGCCACGCCAAUGAGGGUGCCCGGGGCUUCAUCAGGCUCCUGCGGCCACAUUUCCUGUCACCACAGCGGAGCCACGGGACCCCGAUAGCCAACUUCUCCUUCUCUGCGGCUGGGGCUCAGCCAGGGCCGGGGGUCACUCGGGGUCAGGGCUCAGUUACUGACCGCAGGGCCACCAUCCCUGAGGCCAGCCCGGUCAUCCAGCCUCCCGCUGCCCUGGGGGGCCGAGGUAUGGAAACCCUCUGGGGCUCGGCUGCUCCUGCCCCAGCCCGCACCACGCCCAUGACCUGGGGACGGGUGGCUCGAGCCCCCGGGGACCACAGGCAUCUGGGGGUCCUGCGGCGCAGUUGUGUGGGGGGAUCCCCCGUGGACAGCGCCCAGCUGGCUACACGGGGACGAGUGGAUCUGAACCAGAGGGCCCAGACGCAGGGGGAGGGGGCAGCCCCGGAGGCCGCCCUCUUGCUGCAGUCCCGGCCCCUUAGGAGCUGUCAGGCGGAGGCCUCCUGGAACCUUCCUGAUCUGGCCUUGUGCACAUCUUGGGAGUCCAGCUGGGCCUCGGUCCUCCACCUUCCGGGCAGCUUCGCGCUGCCCCUGUCCCCAGGUCUUUGCAGUGGCUGUUCCCUCCGCCAGGAACACCCUUUCCCCCGACUCCUCCUCUACCUGCUGCUCUCACCCCUGGAUGCACUCGGCCGGGCCAAGAUGCAGUGUUCCUGGCGCCACCACCUCCUUGGGCUGUUGGUGCAGAUCCUUUUGGCUCUGUGCUUCUUCUCUUACCUGCAUGUGUCCCAAGACAAGCCCAUAUGGCCCCCGAAGUCCAGGGCCACCUCCUCCCAGGGGAACCCCUGCCAGGCCACCCCGGAGCCCCCCGCCCGCCCGCCCCUGCUCCUUCUGCUGUGGACGUGGCCGUUCAACAUCCCAGUGGCUCUGUCCCGCUGCUCAGAGCUCUGGCCGGGGACCCCUGACUGCCAGCUGACCGUGAACCGCAGCGCGUACCCUCGGGCAGACGCGGUCCUCGUGCAUCACCGAGAGAUCAGCUCCAGGCCCCGGGCGCGGCUCCCUCCUUCCCCACGGCCCCCGGGCCAGCGCUGGGUCUGGUUCAACAUGGAACCACCUGACCACUGCCUCAAUCUGAAGGCCCUGGACGGCUACUUCAAUCUCACCAUCUCCUACCGCAGGGACUCGGACAUCUUCGUGCCCUACGGCUGGCUCGAGCCGUGGCCCGGCCAGCCUGAAGACCCCCCCGUCAACCUCUCGGCCAAGACCGAGCUGGUGGCCUGGGUGGUGUCCAACUGGAGGACGGAAUCAGCCAGGGUGCGAUACUAUGAGAUGCUGCGAGAACAUCUCAAGGUGGACGUGUUUGGGCGCUCCCACACGCCGCUGCCCAAGGGGCAAAUGAUGGAGCGGCUGGCCCGCUACAAGUUCUACCUGGCGUUCGAGAACUCCCUGCACCCCGACUACAUCACGGAGAAACUCUGGAAAAACGCGCUGCUGGCCCGGGCCGUGCCCGUGGUGCUGGGCCCCAGCAGAAGCAACUACGAGCAGUUCCUGCCCGCCGACGCCUUCAUCCACGUCGACGACUUCCAGAGCCCCAGGGAGCUGGCCCAGUACCUGCUGGCGCUGGACAGGGACCCCGCGCGCUACCUGAGUUACUUCCGCUGGAGGGAGACGCUGCGGCCCAGGUCCUUCAGCUGGGCCCUCAUGUUCUGCAGGGCCUGCUGGCGGCUGCAGCAGGAGGCCGGCUACCGGACGGUGCCCAGCAUAGCCUCUUGGUUCACCUGA
Molecule: messenger RNA, 1929 nt
Organism: Ceratotherium simum simum (southern white rhinoceros)
Lineage: Eukaryota; Metazoa; Chordata; Mammalia; Perissodactyla; Rhinocerotidae
Source: RefSeq, a predicted model, not a curated record